Trematomus bernacchii (emerald rockcod) is the source of this 1374-nucleotide messenger RNA. RefSeq names its product hyaluronan-binding protein 2-like. Gene Ontology annotation, biological process: proteolysis. The record is from RefSeq and is a predicted model, not a curated record. Gene Ontology annotation, molecular function: calcium ion binding; serine-type endopeptidase activity. NCBI's taxonomy places the organism in Eukaryota, Metazoa, Chordata, Actinopteri, Perciformes, Nototheniidae.
AUGGAGUUUGAUAAGUAUUAUUAUGACGAUUAUACCACCGACAGCCCGGCAGAAGAUGUUGAUUCGACUCUAGAUGACUGGUUGUAUGAACUCAUGGAUGUCGCAGAUGCCUGUUAUCCAGAACCAUGUCUGAACGGAGGAAUCUGUAACCACGCUGCUAAUGGGGGCUUCACGUGUUUUUGCCCUGAGCCUUACUCAGGAAAGAAGUGUCAGACAGCGAAAGAUGUGUGCAAGAACGUGAAGUGUGGCCAUGGCAACUGUGUUCUAACAUCUGCUGCUCCAUUCUACGAGUGCAAGUGCAAUCCUCCAUAUAAACCACCUAACUGCAAAAAAGUGCGCACACAGCCCUUCCCCUGCAGGCCCAAUCCCUGUCAGCAUGGAGGCUCCUGCACCAAGGGUCACAAACGCCCCUCCUUUAAAUGUUCUUGCCCUCAUGGAUAUACUGGGAAGUUCUGCAAAGUUGGACCAAAUGACUGUUACCAAGAGGACGGAGAGUUUUACCGCGGGAUGGUGAGUGAAACGGUGGAAGGGAAAGACUGUCUGGACUGGAAUGCCUAUUUCAUCGUGCAGAAAGGAGGAGAUUCCCAGGAAUAUGCAGAUGGAAUUGGACCACACAAAUACUGCAGUAAACCCGGGGUUGAAAUGCAGGUGGUGCUGGGAGGAGUGGAUUUAGAAAAGGAUGAAGUAUACGAUCAGGUCAUUCCUGUGGAGAACGCCAUCGUGCAUGAGGUUCACAGGGAGAGCCCCUUUGCUCUACAUAAUGAUAUUGCCAUGCUUCAGCUGAAAGUCACAGACAAACCUUACUGUGCCAAAGAAACGCGCUUUGUAAAGACAGCCUGCCUGCCACAACGUCCCUUUGACAACGGCACGGAGUGUGUGAUCUCAGGGUGGGGCGUGACUGAAACACAGAAGUACGGUACCAACCUGCUGCUGGAUGCUCGUGUGCUCCUGAUCUCACAGGAGAAAUGUAAAGCUCCCCAUGUUUACGGAAACUCUCUGGAUGACAGCAUGUUCUGUGCAGGAAACAUGAAAGGAGGAGUUGACUCCUGCCAGGGUGACUCGGGUGACCCUCUGGUGUGUGAGCGUGAUGGGACUCACUAUGUGGUCGGUGUUGUGAGCUGGGGCAACGGCUGCGGAAAGACAUGCUACCACAUUACUGACUCCUGUACUGUUUUAUCAACAAUACACUUUUCUUUUGUAACAAAAUGUGUUAUAAUGAAAAAGAUUGUCAAAGCUCUCACUCCACCCACACAUUACCUCAAAUGUUUUAGAGCUUGAACUCAUGUUAACCUCACUGUGCUGUUAUUACAUAACUGUAAGAAUGCUUGCAGAAACUGUUAAUAAAGAUCAUUUUAAAAUGCAUAAAACAAGAAA